Otolemur garnettii (small-eared galago) is the source of this 2439-nucleotide messenger RNA. Its product is annotated as delta-like protein 3. The record is from RefSeq and is a predicted model, not a curated record. The transcript is spliced from 14 exons. NCBI's taxonomy places the organism in Eukaryota, Metazoa, Chordata, Mammalia, Primates, Galagidae. Gene Ontology annotation, biological process: Notch signaling pathway; multicellular organism development; heterophilic cell-cell adhesion. Gene Ontology annotation, cellular component: plasma membrane; protein-containing complex. Gene Ontology annotation, molecular function: calcium ion binding.
ACUCCCGACACCCCUGAAAGGCCAUGGUCUCCCCGCGGAUGCCCCAGCUCCGGUUCCAGACACUGAUCCUAACGCUCUUUUUCCUCCCCCAGGCACGGCCAGCUGGCGUCUUCGAGCUCCAGAUUCACUCUUUCCGGCCGGGACCCGGCCCGGGGGCUCCGAGGUCCCCUUGCAGCGCCCGGGGGCCCUGCCGCCUCUUCUUCAGAGUUUGUUUGAAGCCCGGGGUGUCCGAGGAAGCCGCCGAGUCGCCGUGCGCUCUGGGCACGGCACUGAGUGCGCGUGGACCCGUCUACUCUGAGCAGCCUGGAGCGCCGGCGCCUGACCUGCCGCUACCCGACGGGCUCACGCGCGUGCCCUUCCGGGACGCCUGGCCGGGCACCUUCUCUCUCAUCAUUGAAACUUGGAGAGAGGAGUUAGGAGAGCAGAUUGGAGGUCCGGUCUGGAGCCUGCUGGCGCGCGUGGCUGGCCGGCGGCGCCUGUCAGCUGGGGCCCAGUGGGCCCGAGACGUGCAGCGCGCAGGCGCCUGGGAGCUGCGUUUCUCCUACCGCGCGCGCUGUGAGCCGCCCGCCGUCGGGGCCGCGUGCUCGCGCCUCUGCCGCUCGCCCAGCGCCCCCUCGCGGUGCGGUCCAGGACUGCGUCCCUGCGCGUCGGUUGAGGACGAGUGCGAGGCGCCGCCCACAUGUCGAGCAGGCUGCAGCCCAGAGCAUGGCUUCUGUGAGCAGCCUGAUGAAUGCCGAUGCCUGGAAGGCUGGACUGGGCCCCUCUGCACGGUCCCUGUCUUGGCCAGCAGCUGUCUCAGUGCCAGGGGCCCAUCUUCUGCCACCGCUGGAUGCCUUAUACCUGGGCCUGGGGCCUGUGAUGGGAACCCCUGUGCCAACGGGGGCAGCUGUAGUGAGAUACUCGGGUCCUUUGAAUGCACCUGUCCCCGUGGGUUCUACGGCUUACGAUGUGAGGUGAGCGGGGUGACAUGUGCGGAUGGACCCUGCUUCAAUGGUGGCUUGUGUGUUGGGGGCGCAGACCCUGACUCUGCCUACGUCUGCCACUGCCCACCUGGUUUCCAAGGCUCCAACUGUGAGAAGAGGGUGGACCGGUGCAGCCUGCAGCCAUGCCGAAAUGGAGGGCUCUGCCUGGACCUGGGCCACGCCCUGCGCUGCCGCUGCCGGACCGGCUUCGCCGGUCCACGCUGCGAACACGACCUAGACGACUGCGCCGGCCGUGCCUGCGCCAACGGCGGCACGUGCGUGGAGGGCGGCGGCGUGCGCCGCUGCUCCUGCGCGCUGGGCUUCGGCGGCCGCGACUGCCGCGAGCGGGCGGACCCGUGCGCGGCGCGCCCCUGUGCCCACGGGGGCCGCUGCUACGCCCACUUCUCUGGCCUGGUCUGCGCUUGCGCGCCCGGCUAUAUGGGCGCGCGCUGUGAGUUCCCAGUUCACCCCGACGGCGCGGACGGCGCAGGCGCGUUGCCCGCAGUGCCACCAGGUCUGAGGCGGGGGGACCCGCAGCGCUUCCUUUUACCUCCAGCUUUGGGACUACUGGCGGCUGCUGGUUUGGCCGGAGCUGCGCUAUUGUUGUUCCACGUGCGCCGCCGUGGCCACAGCCGGGAUACUGGGUCCCGCCUACUGGCGGGGACUCCGGAGCCACCGGCCCACGCACUCCCUGAUGCACUCAACAAUCUGAGGUCGCAGGAAGGUUGCGAAGACUGCCAGAGUUCGUCUGUAGAUUGGAAUCUGCCUGAAGAUGAAGACUCUCGAGGGAUUUACGUCAUAUCUGCUCCUUCGGUCUAUGCCCAGGAGGUAGCCGCAGCUCCCCAAUCCCACCCGAACCCCGCCCUACUUUUGUAUCCGCCCCGGGAACCUGCUUUGGAGCCACCUUCGUCGCCUGACGAGGAUCCUGUGAGAGAUGUCCGACUAUCAGCCAGGCCCAUCCAAGAACCCGUUCCUGCGUUCAUUCCGUUCCGCACUGAUACCCCGGAGCUUAUCCUGGAGCCCAUCCAGAAGACCAACCCUUCGGCCUCUAAGUUGACGCACCUCCCCCCUCUGAUCCCCUCGAACUUCGCCUUACCGCUUUCUACCGAAUCAACAGCCUCCACCAGUGAGAGCUUUCACAUGGACAACAGAAUCUUGAUUCGAGUGGUCUACUGUGGCCUCUGAAGCUAUGGCCUUCAGUACAUUCUGUUGAGACAGAAUCUGGAGCACCAUUUUCCAAAUCGUCUGCUCUUCGAGGAGGGCAGAGCUGCCCAGGCUACAGGGGAAUUUGAAGUGUUUGUGGACGGGAAAUUGGUCCAUUCCAAGAAGAACGGUGAUGGCUUUGUGGAUGAGAUCAGGCUGCAGAAAAUUGUGAACAUUAUUGAUGAGGAGAUCAAGAAGAGGCAGCAGGAGCCUCGGUAGGAUGACGAGAAGGGCUGAAAUAUUGCCAUGUCAGGUCCUUUUCUGAUGGUGGCUG